AUGGGGGAACAAACCCGUGAAGAGCCUUUCAGCUCACCCCCUGGACCUCAAUUGCAUCCUAUUGAAGAACGAGAUAGCAGUCCCAAUUCGUCAGCAUCGACCGAAACAUUGAAUGCAUCACCUAAAAAGCAAAUCGAUGAGCAGCCCCCAACACCCGGGCCAUCAGAGCAGCAGCUCGCAUUAGAAAAGCAACAUCAACAGACGUCCCAAUAUGGGCCCCCCUCAACACCUUUAACUGAACAACCACCACCACUUUCCUCACGCCCUUCUGUGGCUCGACAGCCGACCGAAUCUGGUAGCGUUUACUACGGACACCAACCCCCAUCAUUGGCGAGCAAGACAUGGAGCCAACAACAGGUCAACCAAUGGCCAACUCAUUCUCUAGCGGGAAAUAACAUGGACCCAGUCCAACCUCAAGAAUCACAACAAGGCAAUGUCUACGUUGAGCCGGAAUACCGACAACGGAACCCCAAAUACGGACGCGAAAAUGAGAAGCCAAUUUGGGGGCUGGCCAAGCCUCUUCCACGCGUUGUACGACCCGGCAUGCGUCGAGAUGAAAAGAGUCAAACAGCUGCUCAACAGCCCGAGCCUCCGGGUGAAUCUGCUCCCGCUCCAGAGAUGAGUGCAACGCCUGGGAUGUCACCACCGCAGUCUGGAGCUCCCCAGGUGCAGGGACAGACCUAUUCAUCAACAGCGCAGCAGGGCCUUGCUAAACAACAUGCUAUUUAUGCCCCGCAAGCCGAUGGCCUCCUUCGUCCAAUGGAAUCAGAAGCCAGUCAAGGAAAUAUACCCCAGAACUCAAAUCAAUGGAUGGAAGACCACCAGAUGGAAGAACAGCCACAGGAAGAAUUCUUGAAUCUGUGGGUCAAAAUCAGACACCAGAUGAGAGAGCCCUUUGCAGAAUUCCUCGCAACAACCGUCGCCGUCCUCAUCGGCCUAUGCGGCACCCUCGCAGUAUCGACCGGCGGAACAUCGGCAGGAAACCGUCUUUCAGAGAACUGGUCCUGGGGCCUCGGAUUCAUGAUCGGUAUCUACCUCGCCGGUGGUAUUUCUGGCGCGCACUUGAACCCAGGAAUCUCUAUCACGCUUUGGAUUUUUCGCGGUUUCCCAGGUCGACGAUGCUGCUACUAUAUUAUUGCCCAGGUGCUUGGCGCCAUCACUGCCGCGGGUCUGACCUACUGUUUGUAUCGAGAUUCAAUUCUGAUCCUAGCACCGAAUGCAUCACCAGGUGCAUCGGGACUUGGACUCUACACCGAACCACUGAGUCACGUCAGCUCCGCAACUGCUUUUUUCACUGAAUAUGUCGCCGACGCGGUAUUACUUUGUGUUAUUUUUGCAAUGGGUGACGAUAGCAACGCUCCACCGGGUGCCGGUAUGCACUCGUUUGUGAUCGGCCUCGUUAUCUACGUCCUGUGCAUUUGCUUGGGAUUCAACACUGGAGGAUGUUUGAAUCCCGUGCGAGACUUCGGCCCUCGCCUCGUUGCCCUCAUGGCUGGCUAUGGUGGGCACACUUUCACCGAUCAUCAAGGAUGGUGGUUUUGGGGCUGCUGGGUGGCUACCAUCAGUGGUUGUCUUACUGGGGGUGCUCUGUACGACACAUUUAUAUUUAUUGGAGGUGAAUCUCCUAUUAACUAUGCGCCACGACGGCGGCGUAGAGCAAGGCUCAAGAAGGAGACUAAGUGGAGGAAGAGACUUGGCAUUGGGCAGGACAAGUUGCCUGAAUUGGAGGAUGGGAUUAAGAAUUUGGAAGAUAAAGAGAGUUGA
Penicillium atrosanguineum is the source of this 1764-nucleotide messenger RNA. RefSeq names its product MIP/aquaporin family protein. NCBI's taxonomy places the organism in Eukaryota, Fungi, Ascomycota, Eurotiomycetes, Eurotiales, Aspergillaceae. The coding region runs from base 1 to 1764 and encodes 587 amino acids. The transcript is spliced from 3 exons. Gene Ontology annotation, biological process: water transport; glycerol transmembrane transport. Gene Ontology annotation, cellular component: plasma membrane. The record is from RefSeq and is a predicted model, not a curated record. Gene Ontology annotation, molecular function: glycerol channel activity; water channel activity.